Messenger RNA from Halteromyces radiatus, 897 nucleotides. RefSeq lists its product as uncharacterized. The transcript is spliced from 2 exons. The record is from RefSeq and is a predicted model, not a curated record. Bases 1 to 897 code for a protein of 298 amino acids. Gene Ontology annotation, molecular function: oxidoreductase activity, acting on the CH-OH group of donors, NAD or NADP as acceptor. NCBI's taxonomy places the organism in Eukaryota, Fungi, Mucoromycota, Mucoromycetes, Mucorales, Cunninghamellaceae. Gene Ontology annotation, biological process: carboxylic acid metabolic process.
AUGACAAUAGAAAGUAUUACUAUUAUAGGAGCUGGAUCUAUUGGCGGAACAGUAGCAUUUGGAUUACUUGCAAAUGAGGAUCGGUUCCACAUCAAGGAAAUAUUAUUUGUAGAUAUGAGCACAGAUAUUACUCAGGCACAAGUGAUUGAUUUAUCAGAUGGUUCACUUGGGGAAACAAUAAUACGUGGAGCUACUUUUAAAGAAGCAGGAAGAAGUGACUUGAUUAUAUUAGCUGCCAAUACACCACUUAUUGAAGAAGAAUCCAAAAGAAAGUGGUUAUUAAGAAGCCAAAGAUUUAUUGAUGGUAUUGUGGCAUCCAUGUUACCUAUACAACUUGAAGCAUUUAUCAUAGUAGCAGUAGAACCAGUGGAAAUGUUUGUUAAUCAAUUACGAAAGACAACAUCACUUAAAUCAGAACGUAUUAUGGGAGUAGGACAUACUUCUAUAUGUAAUCGUCGAUUUCAAAAAUGGUUUAAACAAUGUGAAAAAGGAAUGAAUGGAAAUAACUUUAAUCCAUGGGUUAUUGGUACAGCUAAAUUUCCAUUAAUUAUUUGGCCACAAGCAGAAGGAGAGAAACAAAAAGAGAUAUUAGAAGAAAUAAAAAGAAAUUGGGUAGGUGCAAUCAUGUUUCAUUCUACUUUAAUCAAAGAUAAAAAAGGAGAUGCUUGGUUUGGUACAAGUGCUUCUGUUAUAGAAUUAGUUAAAAUACUUUUAGGAUCUGAUCCUAAUCAUACUAUAACAACUAUAGUAUGUACUUUUCAUCCUUCUCUUGAUAUAUGUACUUCUUUUCCUGUUACUAUUAAUAAUCAAGGAAUAACAUCUGUAUUAGAAAUUAAUCUUUCGGAUACUGAACAAAAUACUCUUAUAUCUACUACAUCAGAAUACUAUACAGCUUAA